Messenger RNA from Bombyx mori (domestic silkworm), 1173 nucleotides. It is a transcript of the gene Or-14, whose product is annotated as candidate olfactory receptor. The transcript is spliced from 8 exons. Gene Ontology annotation, biological process: detection of chemical stimulus involved in sensory perception of smell; sensory perception of smell. The record is from RefSeq and is marked provisional. Gene Ontology annotation, cellular component: plasma membrane. Bases 1 to 1173 code for a protein of 390 amino acids. Gene Ontology annotation, molecular function: olfactory receptor activity; odorant binding. Lineage: Eukaryota; Metazoa; Arthropoda; Insecta; Lepidoptera; Bombycidae.
AUGUCGAACUACAUCUUUAAGCCGUUUCACGAGACAUACAGAAUAAUUACGUUCACAAUGAUAGCGGCGAUGAUUUACCCGAAUCCGGCCACCGAGAAAAGAAGACUUAUAUACAUAGGGCUGAUGCUUCUGAGCGUGAUCCCGCUAGCGUUUAUGAUCGUCACGGAAAUGUACGAGUUCUUCAUGGCGAGCGACCUCAACAACACAAUACGACACAGCACGGUCAUAGGACCGUUCAUAGGAGGAUUCGUUAAGGUGGCACUAAUGUACUACAAACGAAGACAAGCCAAUGAACUAGUCUCCGAAAUAAACCGCGACCAUCUAGCUUACAACGGUCUGAAAGGAGAGGACAGAGAAAUCGCGGCGUCCAGCAUCAGAAACUGUCAGAUAUACUGCGAGUUGGGCUGGACGCUAAUAGUUAUGAGUUGCGGCCUGUCCUUCCCGGUCAUUGCGAUUCUAUUGAAAAUUCACAGUUUCACUUUUAAAUUAGACUCCACGAAGCAUAUGAUACAUGAUAUAAACAAUCCCUUCACCGACGACCCGGAAGACAGAUUUGAGUCACCAUUCUUCGAGAUAAUGUUCGUUUAUACGUUUUUCUCCUCGUUCAUAUACAUCAUCAAUUACGUGGGAUACGAUGGCUUCUUUGGACUAUGCAUAAACCACGCCUGUUUGAAGAUGAAGCUGUAUUGCAGAGCGCUCGAAGACGCCAUGAGGAGUGACAGCAGGAGACACGAGAAGAUCGUUGCGGUCAUUGAAGAGCAGAGGAGGACUUAUGAGUACAUCGCAUUAAUACAGGACACGUUCAACAUAUGGCUCGGUCUAAUAUAUGUGGCUACGAUGAUACAAAUGUGCACUUGCAUGUAUCAUAUUGUCCAGAGCUUCAACAUAGACGUGAGAUACAUUAUAUUCGUGAUCUCCAUAAUCCACAUCUACCUGCCUUGUCGUUACGCAGCCAAUCUCAAAUGCAUGGCAGCCGAAACCCCUACCCUGAUCUACUGUUGCGGAUGGGAGUCCGUAUCGGACUUGAGGAUCAAGAGAAUGAUGCCAUUCAUGGUAGCACGCAGCCAAGUCAUCGUCGAGAUAACGGCUUUUAACAUGUUCGCUUUUGACAUGGAGCUUUUCGUAUGGAUAAUGAAAACUUCAUACAGCAUGUUCACGUUGAUGAGAUCUUAG